GCUGAGUUCCACCGUCCUGCGGCUGAGCGAUAAUUCAGAGACAAAUACUGAAGCCGUCCUCCUCCCUGCAGCAGCAGUCAGUCCUCCUCAUCAUGGCAUCUGGAGCUUUGUUCCCCAGCAUGGUGUCUGGGUCCCGCGGCUCCUCCAGCAAGUACCUGGUGGAGUUUCGAGCCGGUAAAAUGACCAUGAAGGGCAGCACAGUGACCCCGGACAAACGCAAAGGUCAAGUCUACAUCCAGCAGACCGACGACUCCCUCAUCCACUUCUGCUGGAAGGAUCGGACGACCGGGAACGUGGACGAUGAUCUGAUCAUCUUCCCUGACGAUUGUGAGUUCAAACGGGUGAACCAGUGCACUACUGGGAGAGUUUAUGUGCUGAAGUUCAAGGCUGGAUCCAAAAGACUCUUUUUCUGGAUGCAGGAACCAAAGACUGACAAGGAUGAGGAGUACUGCCGUAAAGUGAACGAGUAUCUGAACAACCCGCCCAUGCCUGGAGCUCUUGGCAGCGGCGGCAGCGGAGGACACGAUCUGUCUGCACUGGGAGGUGAAGGUGGUCUCCAGAGUCUUCUGGGUAACAUGAGCCACAACCAGCUCAUGCAACUCAUUGGACCAACUGGCCUGGGUGGGAUUGGUGGUCUGGGAGCGCUGGCUGGUCCAGGCUUGGCCAACCUUUUGGGCAGCAGCAGCAGCAGCAGCAGCGUUCCUGCAGCCAGCAACUCCUCCACAAGUCCGUCCACGGCCGUCACCCCGACCUCCACCUCUGCCGCCAGCCGGCUCGGCUCAUCCCAGGUGCCCACCACCCCCAUCACUCCCUCCGCCACCUCGGCCGCCUCCCCCACAGCCACCACCCCCUCCACCCCCGCCGUGUCCUCCCUGGCGGCUGGAGCGGCCAACCCCACACAGCCCAUCCAGCUAAGAGACCUGCAGAGCAUCCUGGCCACCAUGAACGUCCCUGCCAGCAGCCAGGGAGUGGACCUGGCCAGUGUCCUGACGCCUGAGAUCAUGGCUCCCAUCCUGGCCAACCCCGAGGUGCAGCAGAGGUUGAUGCCAUAUCUUCCCUCUGGAGAAUCUCUGCCUCAGAGCUCCGAGGAGCUUCACAACACGCUCAGCUCGCCUCAGUUUCAGCAGGCUAUGAGCAUGUUCAGCAGCGCUCUGGCGUCCGGGCAGCUCGGCCCUCUAAUGAACCAGUUCGGUUUGCCUGCGGAGGCUGUCGAUGCGGCGAACAAAGGAGAUGUGGAGGCUUUUGCCAAAGCCAUGGAGACGGAGACGAAGCCGGACCAGGACGGCGACUCCAAAGACAAGAAGGACGACGACGAAGACAUGAGUUUGGACUAAGUGCUCUUUAAAGAAAACUACCAAUAUUAUUAUUUAACGUAUUUAUUUAGCUGCUUCUGCUGUUUUGUUACGAUCACACAUUAAGGAUAAAGAUUAUGGUUAAUAGGCUACGAGAUGCGAUCAAAAAGUUCUGACACUGGUUACCGGACCAUGCAAUGCAACAAGUGCAUGCAGUAGCUGUCACGAGUCAAGACUCUGUGCAAUGUUGUGCAAUUAGCAUGAGGACAUGUAUUAUGAGUGUUUUUGUGACCACUGAUUCCACAAUGGCCCUCAAACUGGAGCAGACAUCACAUUCUAUGUCGGUCAAGAGCCUGUGAUUAGCCAACCUUUAUGUCAAGGAUCAUCAGUGGUGACAAGAGGUGGGUCUGCAGCUGCCACCAGGAGACUACAGGGCUGUCUUUGCAGUCUUUAGGACAGAAGCAUGUGUGGCAGGUCAGGAAGACACCAAAAGCAUGCUCGUCACUUUAUUAGACAAGAUAAAGUUUGACUGAAACAUCUAGAAGAUUUGGUACAAACAUCCUGAGCUGUGGUAUGAUGCUGAUGGCAUUCUGGUGCUCAAGGUAUUUUAGCUGCAAAAACACAAUUAGCGCUCCCUCUCGUCCUACUCACCACAAAAAGUUGAAGGGUUGCCAUUUUGAUAAAGCUUCAGUGGCCACUGCAAAGGAUGCUAGACAUGCUUCUCAUGAUUGUUUCGAAUGUGGCAGGAGCCUGGGAAGCAGUGCAUCACUGCACAAGAAAGCUUCAUAGGGGAUGGCAGCCAACUGAAACAGCCUUUGCUUUUAAGCCACAGAACCUUUUGAUCGCACCUCGUGUAUUAAAAACUAUGAGUCUAAACUAAUAGUGCUGUGUUGAAUUAACAUCUCCUGAUUGAAUAAACAUGUGUUCUACCUGCAUGUCACCUACUAACCUGUCCUGUCCUGACUAAAGGGAACAGUAAAGUGAUAGAAACAGA
Messenger RNA from Stegastes partitus (bicolor damselfish), 2286 nucleotides. RefSeq names its product proteasomal ubiquitin receptor ADRM1-like. Gene Ontology annotation, molecular function: endopeptidase activator activity; proteasome binding. The transcript is spliced from 10 exons. Gene Ontology annotation, cellular component: cytoplasm; proteasome regulatory particle, lid subcomplex; nucleus. Lineage: Eukaryota; Metazoa; Chordata; Actinopteri; Pomacentridae. Bases 93 to 1334 code for a protein of 413 amino acids. The record is from RefSeq and is a predicted model, not a curated record.